Messenger RNA from Magnusiomyces paraingens, 927 nucleotides. RefSeq lists its product as uncharacterized. Lineage: Eukaryota; Fungi; Ascomycota; Dipodascomycetes; Dipodascales; Dipodascaceae. The transcript has a single exon. Bases 1 to 927 code for a protein of 308 amino acids. Gene Ontology annotation, molecular function: hydrolase activity, hydrolyzing O-glycosyl compounds; glycosyltransferase activity. The record is from RefSeq and is a predicted model, not a curated record. Gene Ontology annotation, cellular component: fungal-type cell wall. Gene Ontology annotation, biological process: fungal-type cell wall organization; carbohydrate metabolic process.
AUGUUCGGCCAUGUUGAAAUAGUUGCUAAAGCUGCCCCAGGGGUCGGAAUAGUUUCAUCAAGCGUACUGAUAUCGGAUAACCUAGACGAACUUGAUUGGGAAUGGCUAGGAAAAGAUAUCAAUGAAGUUCAGACUAAUUAUUUCAGUAAAGGUGAUGAUUCAACUUUUAAUAGAGGAGGCAUCAGCCAAGUUUCUGAUACACAAAACCAAUGGCACACUUACUCAAUUGACUGGACAGCUUCGAGUACUACAUGGUCAGUGGAUGGCCAAGUUGUUCGCACUCUAGAUAAUCCAAAUACUGGCUAUUAUCCACAAACUCCUAUGCAAAUAAAAAUAGGGCCGUGGUCUGCAGGCGAUCCAAGUAAUAGAGAAGGAACUAUUGAAUGGGCAGGAGGAGAGACUGAUUACUCGCAAGGUCCAUUUACUUUUUCUGUCAAAUCAAUCUCGGUACAAGACUACUCCACUGGUACAGCAUAUUCUUAUUCUGAUCACUCGGGUUCUUGGUCUUCUAUUCAGGCAGCCAAUGGUGUGAUCCGGACACAAUCGGAGGACUCUACAAAUGAAGAAGUAUAUGCUCAACAAGUGGAACAAAACGAAGCGAAAACUGAGGCUUCAACCCAACUAACGCCUGUUGUUUAUGUUUAUACAACAAUCAUCCAAGCAGCCACUCAAACAUCACAAACAACUUCAAGUGCUAUUGCAACAAGUUCGAGCGGUCACUCUUCAUAUGAUAAUGGCCAAUAUCACCCAAAUCCAAAGUACGAUGACGGUUCUUACAAACCAGAUCUAUACAUGGUGAAAAAAUCAUAUGUGAGUACAAAUAGCUCUCAAUCAAGUGUUGUUGAACAAUCAAACUCAGGCACGACUCUACCAAUGAGUAAGGAAUUGUUUUUAGUAUUAUUAGCUCUUUUAAUUGCUAUCAUUUAA